This is a messenger RNA of Vicugna pacos (alpaca), 508 nucleotides long. RefSeq names its product chromosome 19 C20orf141 homolog (gene C19H20orf141). NCBI's taxonomy places the organism in Eukaryota, Metazoa, Chordata, Mammalia, Artiodactyla, Camelidae. The record is from RefSeq and is a predicted model, not a curated record.
CUCCAUGACCCAGCUCCAUUUUCCCAGGCCCCAAGUCCUUGCCUACCCUAUCCCAGCUUCUCCCAGGGGCCUGGGUGCUGGGGAAGGAUCAGGUAGCCCAGUGGGUCUAUGCGUGUCCCCCUGGGGCCCUAGCCCGGCGCAGCUCGUGGACAGGGUCCUAGGGCUGGGGGCACUGGGGCUAACAAUUCAGGCAGUCUUUUCCACAACUGGCCUGGCCUCUCUGCUGCUGCUGCUCCUGGUCAGCUUCCUGGCCUUUGACCUGCUCCACCGGCCUGCCAGUCCCUCCCGGCCACAGCACACACAUCUCAUAAGGGGCCAGAGUCAGGGAGCUGGUGAGGGUCCGGGACAGCAGGAGGCUCUACUCCUGCCCACGGCGGCCAUCACAGGACGACUCAGCCUCCAGGCGGCUCUGCUGCUGCUGCUCCUGGGCCUGGGGCUACUUCUUGGAGCCAGAGGCAUGCCCUUGGCCCUGCUUGCCCUGGCUUUCUGCCUCCACCCUCGGACCUGA